Molecule: messenger RNA, 1400 nt
Organism: Sinocyclocheilus grahami
Lineage: Eukaryota; Metazoa; Chordata; Actinopteri; Cypriniformes; Cyprinidae
Gene: kmt5ab
Product: lysine methyltransferase 5Ab
Exons: 8
Coding region: 109-1059 (316 amino acids)
Biological process (GO): regulation of transcription by RNA polymerase II; regulation of DNA damage response, signal transduction by p53 class mediator
Cellular component (GO): polytene chromosome; nucleus
Molecular function (GO): histone H4K20 methyltransferase activity; transcription regulator activity; protein binding
Source: RefSeq, a predicted model, not a curated record
AAUGAACGCUGCGAAUGAUAUUUAAAACCCAGGCAGCCUGACAGAGUUAUUUGUAUUGCUGUAGUGUUUAUAAGCCAUUUCGUUUGUUGUGAGAAAUCCAGUACAAAGAUGGGAAAAGGCAAAAAGUCCACUUCUGCCAAACGAAGACCUGUGGACGGCAGUAUAAACGAGAAAGUAGAAGAGGCUAAAGAGAACAGAGACGGGAAAACCACGACAUGCCAAGGGCAGCCAACAAUACAUAGUUUUCUGAAUCUAAACAAGCCGCUCCGGAAUAACCCACUUAACCUUAUUUUAGACGACAAUACAGCAACGGACCGUUUACCCAAAACCAGCGAACAGAGUGAAGUCAAAGACGCAGAGCCGAAUGCACCUAAAAAAGGGGACCCUGACAAACAGAGCCUUAUUUGUGGACCUAAUGAGCAGACUGUGCCUCGUGAAGGGUCUGGGACAAGAAAGCAAACACAAUCUGUGCACAGGAUAAAUGGUGAAAAGUCAAAAGACAGGAAAUCGAAAAACAAAGAGUCUGAACCCAAUCGAAAGGUCACAGAUUAUUUUCCUGUUAGGCGAAGUUGCAGGAAAGGCAAAGCUGAGUUGAAGUGUGAAAAGCGGCAGCACCUUGAUGAUCUCAUCAAAAACAAUGUUGAAGAGGGGCUCAAGGUGAAAAGUAUUGAUGGAAGAGGAAGAGGUGUUUUUGCAGACCGAACAUUUCAGAAAGACCAGUUUGUAGUAGAGUACCAUGGGGAAUUGUUAGAGAUUGCUGAUGCUAAAGCAAGAGAGUCUCAAUAUGCUCAAGACCCAACCACUGGCUGCUACAUGUACUAUUUCCGCUACCAUGACAAAACCUACUGUGUGGAUGCUACCAAAGAAACUGACCGUCUGGGCCGACUGAUCAACCACAGUAAGAAUGGCAACCUUCGGACCAAAAUGCAUGGGAUAAAUGGCACACCUCACCUCAUCUUCCUCACUUCCAGAGACAUCAAAGUAGAUGAGGAGCUGCUUUAUGAUUACGGUGACCGCAGUAAAGAAGCCAUCGCUGCUCAUCCUUGGCUUAAGCAUUAAUUCACUCUGUUUAGUUGUCUUGUUCCAAUAGCAUUUAAAUUAGUGGAAUAACAUAGACAUACAUUGAUGUUUGGAGUUGCCAAACCGUUCACUGUAACAAAUGGUAUCAUAAAAUGAAUUGUGUGAGGUUUUGAAAGAACCACAGCAACUGUAAAAUUGUUUUUUAAAUGAUUUCUACAUCUUAGUUGCUUUUUUUUUUUUUUUUUUUUUUGGGGGGGGGGGGACUUAAUUUUAAUAAGACAUGUAUAAGAAUACCAGCCUCUGAUUUUAAAUAUAUGAGAAUAUUCAAAUGUGUGUAGUUACUGUACAUUUGUAUAUGCAAAAUUACGUUUAAUCUCAAA